Molecule: messenger RNA, 762 nt
Organism: Loa loa (African eye worm)
Lineage: Eukaryota; Metazoa; Nematoda; Chromadorea; Rhabditida; Onchocercidae
Exons: 4
Coding region: 39-725 (228 amino acids)
Cellular component (GO): endoplasmic reticulum
Source: RefSeq, a predicted model, not a curated record
UUUCAGAUAAGAAAAUAUAUAAACGGUCCACAACGACGAUGGCUUUUGUGUUCACUCGCAUGGUCCGUUAUGUGAUCCUCGCCAUCGUACUGUACAGUGUGGUACAAUACAUGCUACGAUGGAAAUCAUAUUCUAUUUCACCGAAGGUUUUUCGACAGGCCUGUGUUGCAGUACGCGGAAGUAAUGGAAUUUCGAGCGUAAACAAAUUACGGAACGAUUUACGUCGUUCAUAUCCAUUACAAAUCAUCGACAGUGAUUGGGAAGCCGUUUAUGGUGGUGGUUUUAACCUACAGAUGAACAUUCUUUACGCAUCCAUUACGGAAUUUAUCAUUGUUUUUCGAGCGCCUUACCGAACAUCUGGUUUUGCUGGAUGGCACUGGGUUAACAGCACGUGUACGAUUUUGAGUGGCGAAGUAAUGCGAACUGCUUAUAGCGCUCAUGGUGGCAAUUUGGAGAAGUUUGAGUCUGGUCAGAACUUUCGUCAUGGUGAAUUUGAACGAUAUGCAUAUGAAUUUGCACCCGACUCAUAUAUGGCAUGCUAUGGACGCGGUGCUGCACCUCUGAGUGCUGCAUGGGUGGGGAUGGGUUCUUUGGCGAACGGUGAUCCGAUUUCGUUUGCAAAGCUGCUGUACAUCUAUACCAAUGCUUGCGCUCACCAAAUUAAGCAGUCAUUGGUAAAAACAUUCAAUUAUUAUAAGUCGAAGGCUCUAAAAACCGAGUUGUAAUUUCUUAGUUCCACUGCUUUCACUUCUUUCUACCCAG